CUGUCUGGUAGACUCAGCCACAUUGUGGUGUGAGGUGGACGUGUCGUUGUUUGCGUGAUUGGUAAUUACGGGAUUGCCCCGGCCAAUCUAGAACUUGAAAAUUGGAAGUUAUUGCUGGGUUGCAAUUAAGGAAAUUUUUGAAACCACUGAUUCACCCCCCCUCUCAGUGUCAACCUGGGGACAUCAAAAUGUAAUGGACAUGAAUGACGCAAUCCUUGAGGAAAUUCACUUCUCAGAAGAUGCUAGAACCGAAAAAACAGAGGCAUAUGAACUUCCUAUCGGUAGCAGAAGCUAUAAAUAGACUUAAACUCCGUAUACAUUUCCACACACCUUUGAGCAGGCACCGCUCAACCAGAACAAAGCUUCUUUCAUCUGCUUCCAUAUUUCAACCCAUUUGCUACGCCGAGAUUUAGUAACAAUGGCGGGCGAGCUAGUUCUCUUGAGUUCCUGGCCUAGCUUUUUCGGUAUGAGAGCAAGAAUCGCAUUGGAAGAGAAGGGUAUCAGCUACCAAUACAGGGAAGAGAACCUAUUCGAAAAGGGCCCUUUUCUGCUGCAAAUGAACCCAAUUCAUAAGAAGAUCCCUGUAUUGGUCCAUAAUGGGAAGCCCAUCUGUGAAUCCCUCAUUAUUGUUCAGUACAUUGAUGAGACUUGGAAGGACGAAUCUCCUCUGUUGCCUUCUGACCCUUACCAACGAGCUCAGGCCAGGUUCUGGGCUGAUUACAUUGACAAGAAGAUUUUCAACUGUGUGAAGGGAAUAUGGAGUAAGAAGGGAGAAGAACAAGAGACAGCGAAGAAGGAAUUCAUAGAGGUCUUGAAGGUUUUGGAAGGAGAGCUUGGAGACAAACUUUACUUUGGUGGUCACAGUUUUGGGUUCUUGGAUUUGAGCCUUGUGCCUUUCUACAGCUGGUUCUACACCAUGGAGAAAUGUGGCAACUUUAGCAUAGAAGCUGAGUGCCCAAAGCUGAUUGCUUGGGCCAAGAAGUGCAUGGAGAGGGAGAGUGUGGCCAAAUCCCUACCUGACUCAGACAGGGUAUACAACUACGCUCUGGAGCUCAAGAAGAAGUUUGGUUUAGAGUAGAAAAGAUAGAAAAGGGUUUUGGAUUUCAAGCCAUGUAGAAGAGUUUUCAAGAUUUGUCAGUGGGUUUGGUGUUUUUUAGUGUUAAUGCCUUUGGGUUUUGUUCACUUGUUCCUUUGUCUUUCUGUACUAAAGGUGUUGCUUUGAAAUAAAGAACUUGAAGGAUUUUGGGGGCA
Molecule: messenger RNA, 1251 nt
Organism: Macadamia integrifolia
Lineage: Eukaryota; Viridiplantae; Streptophyta; Magnoliopsida; Proteales; Proteaceae
Product: glutathione S-transferase U25-like
Exons: 2
Coding region: 419-1078 (219 amino acids)
Biological process (GO): glutathione metabolic process
Cellular component (GO): cytoplasm
Molecular function (GO): glutathione transferase activity
Source: RefSeq, a predicted model, not a curated record